AUGAGUAGUAGGUGUUGUUUUGUGCUGCUUUUUGCUUUUGUAUUUGUGCUUGGCAUCUUAUCUCCAACUUCAGCCACUCCACCAGCAAAAAUUGUUACUGGGGUUGUUUCCAAUGCUGUUUCUGCUUUUAUUAAAUGGCUAUGGUCACUAAGUGUAAAAUCCACAACCAAACCAGCGCAACACAGUCGCUCCAUGGUGAAAUUUGAGAGUGGCUACACUGUGGAAACAAUAUUUGAUGGAAGUAAGCUUGGAAUUGAGCCACACUCAGUGAAAAUAUCUUCAAAUGGUGAAUUUCUGGUUUUGGAUUCUGAGAACAGCAACAUCUACAAGAUCUCAGGUCCAAUGUCCCGAUAUAGCAGACCAAAACUACUUGCUGGCUCUUCUGAAGGGUAUAUUGGACACAUAGAUGGGAGGCCUAGAGAAGCUAGAAUGAACCACCCUAAAGGGCUUACAGUGGAUGACAGUGGGAAUAUUUACAUUGCAGACACAUUGAAUAUGGCGAUCAGAAAGAUCAGUGAUGAAGGGGUUACCACCAUUGCAGGUGGAAAAUGGAGCCAAGUAGGAGGUCAUGUUGAUGGUCCAAGUGAGGACGCUAAAUUUUCAAAUGAUUUUGAUGUAGUUUAUGUUGGUAGUAGCUGCUCUCUUUUGGUGGUGGACAGAGGAAACCAUGCAAUUCGAGAGAUCCAACUCCAUCAGGAUGAUUGCACAACUUAUGAUGAGUAUGACAGUAGUUUCCAAUUAGGAAUAGCAGUGCUUGUUGGAGCUGGAUUCUUUGGCUAUAUGUUGGCAUUACUGCAGUGGAGAGUGAGGGCUAUAUUUUCUUCUCCAGAUAAAGCUACACCAUUUGCAGCACAACAAAUGCAAAGGGCUCCUCCUCCCAAGUCAGUGAGGCCUCCAUUGAUCCCAAAUGAAGAUGAAUUUGAGAAACAAGAUGAGGGGUUCUUUGUUUCCCUUGGAAGACUUUUCCUGAGCUCUGGCUCAUGUAUGAGUGAAAUCUUGGGAGGCUUGUUCUCUGGAUCCAAGAGGAAAUCACUUCAAUAUCAUCACUACCAACAACAACAAUACCAAUAUGCAAACAGACAUCCAAAUGCAUGGCCCAUGCAAGAGAGUUUUGUUAUUCCAGAUGAAGAUGAACCCCCUUCUAUAGAAACAAGAACACCAACACCAAGGGAAACAUACCCUUUGAUGAACAAAGAACUUGAAAAACCACAACCCUUCAAGCCAAAUAGGGCUUACUUGAACAGGUGGGAUGGUGGUGACCAACAACAGCAACACCAAGUUCAGGCCCGUUAUUCUUCCACCCCACAAAGUUACUAUGAGCAAAACUGUGAGACAAAUGAGAUAGUGUUUGGUGCAGUUCAAGAACAUGAUGGAAGACGAGAAACCAUGGUGAUAAAGGCUGUAGAUUAUGGUGAUCCAAAAUAUAGUCAUCACAAUAUUCGGCCCAGAUUAAACUAUGUUGGUUACUCACAUGGUUAUUGA
Abrus precatorius (Indian licorice) is the source of this 1482-nucleotide messenger RNA. RefSeq lists its product as uncharacterized. The coding region runs from base 1 to 1482 and encodes 493 amino acids. The record is from RefSeq and is a predicted model, not a curated record. Gene Ontology annotation, molecular function: protein binding. The transcript is spliced from 8 exons. Lineage: Eukaryota; Viridiplantae; Streptophyta; Magnoliopsida; Fabales; Fabaceae.